This is a messenger RNA of Drosophila persimilis, 864 nucleotides long. RefSeq names its product ninjurin-2. The record is from RefSeq and is a predicted model, not a curated record. NCBI's taxonomy places the organism in Eukaryota, Metazoa, Arthropoda, Insecta, Diptera, Drosophilidae. The transcript is spliced from 4 exons. Bases 314 to 763 code for a protein of 149 amino acids. Gene Ontology annotation, biological process: tissue regeneration; cell adhesion. Gene Ontology annotation, cellular component: membrane.
GCUCUCUCGCUACCGCGAGCAAAGAGAGCUCGCGUGCUCCAGUGGCUUCGCGGCGGGCACUCUCUUAGCUGGGAAUCAUUUCAGUUGGCUUUCAGUUGUUUAAUCGUUUGGUUGUGUCGCCAGCCGUCUCCACGACAACGACGCUUCAGGUUUCCACAAUUAGAGAAGACAAUGAAAUGAAACCCCGAACAGCUCGAAUUGAAAUGAAUUUUGAGCUUUGUUGAAUCAAGUGCACACCCGACAAAGGUGCAACGUUGUGUGACCGAAAACCAACAAAAAGCAAUUUGAAAGCGAAACCAAAUAAAAAAUCAGAAUGGCUCAGGUUGUGGCUGGGGAUGAGCGGGUCAACGAAACUGAGAAAUCCGUCAAAUAUGCCUGGCAGAUGAAAGCCAUGGACGCCAAUCGGUAUGCGACGAAGAAGACGAUCGCCCAGGGCAUGCUGGACAUAGCACUGCUGACUGCCAAUGCCUCCCAGUUGAAGUACAUCCUCCAGGUGGGGGAACAGCAUCAGUUUUACAAGCUGAUGCUGAUUCUCAUCAGUCUGUCGAUCGUGAUGCAGGUGGCGGCUGGAAUUUUGCUAGUCAUUCAAUCCCUUAUCAGUAUUCACAAUUCGAAGGAUCGAUCUAUUGGUUUCACCCUCAACCAUUUUGUAGAUGCCUUCAUAUUCUUCUCCGUGUUCUGUGACGUUAUGAAGAUGAAUUUCGGCCUUGACCCGGCAAUACCUCUGCAAAACAAAGACGACGUUGAGGUUUUUAAACCAUAAAUUACUUUUAAUCUGCGUAGGCUUACUUUCAAAUUGUCAUACCUGGCACUUUAUAAAUAACUAUAUUUUGUAUCAUUGAAAUUCUCCGAGUUUUUGGGAUU